AUGAAAGUUGUGAAGGGGAAGAAUUUGAAACAACUUAAUGAGGAGCUGAGAGGGAUUGAAGGUGUAGCAACAGCUCUCGGAACCCAUAUGAGAACAGGGAUUCCUGAUGAUGAAAAGAAGAUCGAUAAACGACGUAAAAUAUUCGGCUCAAACACGUAUAAAAAGCCACGCCCAAAAGGUUUUUUGGUCUCCAUUUACCGAACUCUACGAGAAUUUGCCAUUUUAAAUGCUUUCAUGAACCUUCUUGCUGCCUUCAUCCUUUUCGUUGCUGCCUACAGCAUUGGUAGCUGCAUUCCCUCUUCAGCUUGCAAGUCCAAAGCGAUCAUCAGCGGAGACGAAAUAGAAGUUUUGAGAGGUGGAGAAAGCAAGAAGGUUUCGAAAUCCGAAAUCGUUGUGGGAGGUGUAGUUUGCUUAAAGAUCGGAGACAAACUUCCAGCAGACGGCUUGUUCUUACGAGAGAAUAAUCUGCAAUUAGUAGAGGAGGGGGAUAGUGAGAUCAGUGACAGUGCUGUUCAAGUAGUUAACGAGGUGAAUCCAUUUCUGUUUUCUGGAUCUCAAGUUGUUGAUGGUUAUGGUGGAUGCCAGAUGAUGGUCUCUUCCGUUGGCAUGAAGGAAUUUGUAGCAACUGCUUUUACCAUUGUGGUGGUUGUAAUCCCAGAAAGCUUGCGAUUAGGAGUGGCUCUUACCACUUUCUAUUCAAAGAAGAGAAUGAUGGCUGACAUGGAAAUGGUGAGUGACACUUCCGUCUCCGGUUGUGAGACAAUGGGAUCUGUCACCACCAUCCGUACCAGUAAAACAGGCAUUCUCACCAUGAACCGGAUGGUCAAAGAGUUUUAUCUCGGCGAGCACUCUGUUUUGGAAAAAGAGGCUUAUCUGACAAAUGCUUCUACUCAUGUUAAAAAUUUGUUGAAAGAGGGAAUCACUCUGAAUACUAGUCGUAGUACUCCAACUGAUAAAGCAAUUCUUUCAUGGGCAGUUCAUGUCUUGGAUACAGAUAUUGAAGUGAAAAGCAGGUGUCCGGUUCUUCGUCCUGAUCAUCGUGUUGAUGAGGCUCCUUUAAACAUUAAUUCGCAGAAGAAGAAACGAAGUGGGGUUUUGAUGAAGAGGGAGGUAGACAACACAGUCCAUGUUCAUUGGAAAGGAGAAGCAGAGGCGAUUUUAAAGAUGUGUUCUAACUACAACGACAUUUCAAUUUCUGGAAACCCCAUAAAUUUCAAUGAUGAACAAAAAGUUAAAUUCCGGCGCAUCGUUCAACAUACGACAGAGAGAAGCCUCCAGUGCAUCGCUUUUGCACACAAUCAAGUUGAACUGGUCGAUGGACGUCACCCACUGAAAGAAGAUGGUCUGGUACUAUUAGGGCUGGUUGGCAUCAAAGAUGUCAAGAUGUUGACCAGCGACAACAUUUCCUUAGCGGAAGACAUAGCCAGAGAGUGUGGAAUACUACUCGAUAUAGAUGAUCAGGAAGGAGCAGUAAUAACAGUCUCUGGGAACAUCUCAAAUGAUGUAUUUGCACUGUUGGAAGCUGAUGUAGGAAUCUCCAUGGGGAACAAAGCUGGCACCGAUGUCGUCAAGAAAGUCUCCAAUAUCGUAAUCUUGGAUGAUAAUUUUGUAUCAGUGGCCAGACUUCUGAAAUCGACAGCUUGUGCAGGUGAAAUCCCAUUGGACUCCAGCGACGUGCUGUGGCUGAACUUGAUUGUAAAUACAUUGGCUUCUCUGGCUCUUGCCACAGAGAGGCCCACCGAAGAACCCAUCAAGAGGCAACCUGUUGGUAGGAAAGAGCCACUCAUAUCCAACAUCAUGUUGAGGAACCUCUUGGGUCAAGUUGUGUAUCAGAUUUUGUCGUUUUGA
Ziziphus jujuba (common jujube) is the source of this 1848-nucleotide messenger RNA. RefSeq names its product calcium-transporting ATPase 12, plasma membrane-type-like. Gene Ontology annotation, cellular component: intracellular membrane-bounded organelle. The transcript is spliced from 4 exons. Gene Ontology annotation, molecular function: P-type calcium transporter activity; nucleotide binding. The coding region runs from base 1 to 1848 and encodes 615 amino acids. The record is from RefSeq and is a predicted model, not a curated record. NCBI's taxonomy places the organism in Eukaryota, Viridiplantae, Streptophyta, Magnoliopsida, Rosales, Rhamnaceae.